AUGGCUCCUAACGCUUACGUCACGAUCACGACGCCGUCUACCGAGACCAAUGCGCACGUCUAUAGCAGGGCAACAUCUCCGCUGAUCAGCGACCAUACUCAACUUGCCGGAGCACUGCUUGCAAUUGUUAUCGCUGCCGGGGGCGCUCUUUGGCUGAGCAUAUAUUACUUCAGGAAAAGCUGGGCAGCGAAAAAAGAGAGAGAUGGUCUUCAGCUGCCUGCACUCCCCGAGAUUACGAUCAACAGCCACGAUGCAAAGCCUCUUCGUCAAAAGGCUGUUUCACGCGCGCAGCUUACUGCGAGUGUUGUCAUGCCAGACAGGGCUAUCCUCGUGAAGGACGCCCCACGCGUGCAAAUGACGGAACAAGCUGGACCGUCAACUCCAGGACCUUCCGACUUCCUUGCUCCGCCGGCGGUGCGCAUUUCUCGCCGCGUAUCCGUGCCCUCAGGCCCACCCAGCCGCAGCUCUACCACGCGCCGUGUCUCCACCGUAUCGUUUUCCGUACCGCCUGGUACGGGCACAGGCAACUCUUCGAUGCGCAACAGCACGUACUCCACUGUAUCGUUUUCCGUACCGCCUGGUACGGGCACAGUCAACUCUUCGAUGCGCAACAGCACGUACUCCACCAACUCUUCCGUAUCGUACUUCGAUGAAUCGCAUAAGCGCAAGGUUCGCCAGGUGUUCGCGGCGGAAUUGCCGGAUGAGCUCCAGCUCAGCCUUGGCGAGCAGUUGGUGGUUGUGCAGACAUUCAACGAUGGCUGGUGCGUUGUUGGGAGGGAAAGCAGGACGCGUUCGGGAGACAUCGAGUUGGGAGUAGUGCCUGGGUGUGUGUUUGCGAGGUUUAUCGAGGGCGUCAGGGUGACGCGGCCGCCGCGAAGCUCGAGCUUUGGAGUGUCGGUAACGUUGGACUGCCCUGGUGGCCCAUCGUUUGAAUGGUCAAACAAAUGA
Laetiporus sulphureus 93-53 is the source of this 948-nucleotide messenger RNA. RefSeq lists its product as uncharacterized. The coding region runs from base 1 to 948 and encodes 315 amino acids. The record is from RefSeq and is a predicted model, not a curated record. The transcript has 2 exons. Gene Ontology annotation, molecular function: protein binding. NCBI's taxonomy places the organism in Eukaryota, Fungi, Basidiomycota, Agaricomycetes, Polyporales, Laetiporaceae.